This is a messenger RNA of Paramisgurnus dabryanus, 3197 nucleotides long. It is a transcript of the gene parm1, whose product is annotated as prostate androgen-regulated mucin-like protein 1. Lineage: Eukaryota; Metazoa; Chordata; Actinopteri; Cypriniformes; Cobitidae. Gene Ontology annotation, cellular component: plasma membrane; Golgi apparatus; early endosome. The record is from RefSeq and is a predicted model, not a curated record.
UCAUGUCAUUGCGUGUAAUUUCCUUUUCGUUUACAUGUGCAAGGAGGAAGGAGUGAGAGACCGUUAAACAGACACGACGUUAUAAAGAGGAAAAGAAGUAAAAUGAACGUUUCAAUGAUUUUAAUAAUAGCAGGGUGGGUGAUUUUUGGACUUUCUACAGUGAAUGCAUCCACAACAACUAAUGCAGAAGUAUCCUCAGUAAAAACAGCUGCCGCAGUUGCAACAACAGCAUCACUAACAUCACCUCCACAUUUAAACACAUCCAGUGUACAUACGAGUCCAUACAAGACAAAUGAAUCGGUCUCUACGGUUUCCAUGAUCGGUUUUUCUACAACUGCAAACAAAUCAACUGAAAAUUCCACCAUGAACACUAUAAACAACUCAACGUCAGACCCUGUGGAGAUGACAACAGUAGCAAACACAAUGCCCAUUUCAACCUCUGAUGUAAAUUCUACCUCUACAGCAACAGCGAUCACCAGUGCACCCAAUGUGACCAAUUCGUUGAAAACUCUCACUUCCAGUAUUGUGACUAAAGCUGAGAUCUUGAAAACUGAAAGCACAAAGGCAGUUAUAACAAGCGGAAAAAUUACAAAAUCUACAGCAACAAGGAUGACAAAACUGAUGCCUUCUACUUUUAAAGUGUUGGUGUCGUCUGCUAAGCCACAAUCAUCAACUAAAAAAACAUUUACAAGGCAACAUCAAAUCAAUCAUGGACAACAUAAAAAGGAUCCACAGGCUCUGAGCUCAGGAAGUGUAGCUGCCAUCGUUAUAGGCUUUAUCGCCAUUGUACUAAUCUUACUUGGUGGAGCAUACUACUUCAAAAUGCGACGGUCUUCUUAUGGACGCCUUUUGGAUGAUACCGAUCACAGCUCUAUGGGGAAUUUUUUCAACCCAAUGUUUGAUGGCUGAAUGAGGAAGUUAAUGUAGAAGUACAGCUGAAUGAUUCAUUUCUGAAGGAAGAACAUACAUCUGUCCUGAUUAAUGAAUUUGGUAACAUGAGAUUCUGUAGUGUCCCCCAAAAUAUUCAAAACUCUGUUAGAUAAUCUGUCAGAAUCAGAAUGUGUCAGAACCUAGAUAUGACUGAUUGUAUUUUGAAGUUUUUGUAUGAAGGUGUUUGAAGCCUUUCAAAGUUGUAAAAUUUAAAGUAAUGUCCAAAACGUGUUGACAUUCAUGUGUAUUAGAAGUAGAUUUAUUUAUUUGCUAUUUGCAGUUAUAAUGCCUGUAUAAUGCACAAAACAUGUUUCUUUAUAUUUUCUUCUUCUUUAAAGAACCCUACUAAAUCAAUGUUUGAUUUCAGCCAUCAAUCUUUGCAUGACCUUACUCAGUCAAUGCUAAAGAUAUCAAUAUUAUAUAAUGUUUUUUACAUUAUGUAGGAUGAUUUUAUGUAGAAAACAGUAAAUAAAGAAUAAAAAAACGACUUAAGCUUUAGCUUUGAAAACAGGCAGGGUCACAUUUUAUUGACAGGGUUACUAACCCUAUCAUAUCCCAUAAUUAUUGUUCUCUGCUCAGCUGUGGCCACUUUUCAUCUGAAGUCAGUCCUUUUGUUAACUUAACGUUUCUUUAGCCUUAUUCUUUAGCAGAUGCAUCUGAGUUUUUAUCCUCUUGUCUUUGUAAUGGCAGGGACCAUCAAGCAUCAUGUAAUUAAGCAUUUAAACAGUCAAGACUGUUAUUAGAGACUUAAAAUAAGCCAACAUGCAAAUGGUCGGAUGAGGCAUAUUUGCCAAACAUCUGGUGUUUUGGUUUGUCCAGGAGUGCUGCAGUAACUGUUCAUUUAUUUUUAGUCAGAAAAAUGUAUUUUUAAACUGUUUUAAACUGCAACUCUUGUUGCAGCUGCCCCCGCGUUUUUGUUACCUGUUCAACCCACUGUUUCCUGUUUAUGCAGAAAGUUUAGCUGCAACGUUGACACAAACCAAAUGAGGAUAUGGGUCUCUGUUUCUUGAGCAGUGGCGACUGAAUGUAGAACUAGUCUUAUAUUUGCAAAAUAAUCAUGCUUAUUAUUAUUAAUAAUAAUUUGUAUAGAUUAAUAUUUUUCCCUGUCUUACUAACACAUGGGUUACAUUCUUAAAAUGGACCAACUGCUAAAUCAAUCUGCGGUUUGCUAUACUUCUGUCACUGUGAUUAAAAAGAUAUAGACAGCAUAUAGUUUAUUUAAAAAUUAUAUUAUUAUUACAAUGAAUCAUUUUUUUAUCAAUGGAUUUAGAUGUGAGAAAAUCAAUCAUGUUUUGUGUGUAGUCUACUUGACCUUGAUUAACAGACCCUGACCUCAUUUUGCUUUGAAAAAAGCACAUUUGUACACAGCAGGUUUCGCUGUAAGUCUUCAGUAUGUAAUAAAUUGUGUUUAUCAGUUGUAAUGCGUAAUGUAUAAAAAAUAAUUUAAGGGAAAGUGAAUCAAAGUUUAUUUAAACCAAAUUAGUAGCUUUAACUUUAACUAAAGGGUUAAAUUUCACAUACAAAUGUCAAUCGGUAGUUAAAAACCUUUGGUACGCUCGGUCAAUAGAUCACAAAUUAAGUUGGCCUUUUCAUAAACCAAAGUGAAACAGAAAGUUCUGCAAUAUGUGAAGUUUGGAAGACUUAUUUGGACCCUCCCCAAUCAGUGUGACAUACACUCUUAAACGUUACUUUAACCCAUGGGUAUAUAUUGGACAGACCAUGUGCUGGGUUACAAUGACCCACUGUUGGGUUUUUGUUAUACAAUCAUGAACCCAUGCAGUUGCUAAUAACCCAGUAGUUGGUUUAAAACAACCCAGCAUUAAAUACAUUUCAGUGUGUUCUUUCCAAUAUUUACCCAAAAUGGUUUAAAAAUAACCCAGCCAUUUUUAAAGUCUACCAACAUUUUAGCAAAUAGUUUAUUAGCACAAAUGACUGGAUCUAUAGAGGUAGAACUAAGCAAUUCUCAUUUUAAUAUGUUGCUUGCCUAUUCAAACUGUUUAAAUGCCAUUAUCUGUUUGUGUAACAACACCUGAGAAGUAUGCUUGUCGAAUCCAGGUAUGCUUUUUAUAAUGUGAUGGCCAAUAAUGUAUUGUCAUAUGCUCAUAGUGCUUUAUUAACUGAGCUCUUGUUGUAACUAGGCCGACAAUGAGUAGUUUUUUCAGUAACCCAAGCUGAAAGCGAACUGCUGUGACGAUAGAGCAUUAAACUGUGCUACCAAACCACUAUAAUUCUCUCCACUUCACCAUUUUAUAACCCAUUUGUUUAGG